AUGUCUCGCCAUCACCCCGAUCUCGUCAUGUGCCGCAAGCAGCCCGGCAUCUCCAUCGGCCGUGUCUGCGACAAAUGCGACGGCAAAUGCCCAGUGUGCGAUUCCUACGUGCGACCCACCACUCUCGUGCGAAUUUGCGAUGAAUGCUCCUUUGGCAACUAUCAGAACAAGUGCGUUGUCUGCGGUGGAGAGGGCAUCAGCGAUGCUUUCUAUUGCUUUGAAUGCACGCGCCUGGAGAAGGAUCGAGACGGUUGUCCUAAGAUUAUAAAUCUGGGCAGUUCGAGGACAGAUCUCUUUUACCAAAAGAAAAGUUUUCGGAAUCAAUGA
Molecule: messenger RNA, 327 nt
Organism: Penicillium oxalicum
Lineage: Eukaryota; Fungi; Ascomycota; Eurotiomycetes; Eurotiales; Aspergillaceae
Product: PHF5 family protein
Exons: 1
Coding region: 1-327 (108 amino acids)
Biological process (GO): mRNA splicing, via spliceosome
Cellular component (GO): catalytic step 2 spliceosome; precatalytic spliceosome; U2 snRNP
Source: RefSeq, a predicted model, not a curated record